AUGGAGCGGAAAUCCAGGAUCCAUUUUCUUUCUCUAACUCUCUGGUUUCUACUUCUCGAUGUUGUAUUCGCUGUGGUGGCCAUUCUGGCACUGCGGAAAAGAAGGCAAGCGUUUCUGAAGGCAUACGAAGAGGUGGCCAAACCCAUCAGUGCUCAAAGACCAGGAACUGAUCUGCACAUGUGGGACUCGAUUGCCUUGGAACUGAAUUCUACGUUUGCGAAGGAUGAGAGCUGGCAUUCCGCUGUGUGUUUGUGGGACGGUGCUGACUGCGAUGAAUGCUUCAGAUCUCUCAUAUAUUUACCAUUCAAAAGGGAUGAUCUCAGUGAUGUGGUGGCGAAAAAUGUGAAAAACUCCAUAUUAGUCUAUGAAGACUCUAUAAAAGAACAGUGGAGCUGCAACGUGGAAAGUAAGACUUCGUACGAUGCAGCCCGGACAGAAAUACUACCUAAGGAUGUUUACCGGUCCAAGCUUACUUGGAGAAUGGCGAACAUAAUGAAAAAAGUGGGGCACUGGAGUUACGCUCUGUAUUUUGUUGUUGCUUUGUGUCUAUACUCUGUCUCAUUCUGGACUCUUUACAUUUAUGCCUUUCUCAUGGUAGGGGUCAUUAUAGGUUCAGCCAUUCCAAGUCGCACUAAUCUGCUCGAUAUUCAUGUUACGUUGCAAUUUUUGGAAAUAGUAGCAAACCAGAAGCCAGGUGAGGGCUCCGCAACUUGGGACACCAUCGCAAAAGCAAUGAAUAAUAAUGUACAGAGUUGUGUAAUUAGCCCUUUUUUCAAGGCGGGCUUUUUCUUUGAUGAACAUGAUUGCCGUCAAAUUUUCGGGACCACUGUUACAACUAUUUUAUCUUGCAAAAAGUCAAACUUCCCGGAACUGGCCCCUUUGGCAAAUUGGUGUAAAGCCGUCUCUUGA
This is a messenger RNA of Lachancea dasiensis, 909 nucleotides long. The record is from the annotation of a GenBank genome assembly. NCBI's taxonomy places the organism in Eukaryota, Fungi, Ascomycota, Saccharomycetes, Saccharomycetales, Saccharomycetaceae.